CGGUCGAGUAAAAUAAAAUAAAAGUCCAAAAGUAUAUUUUAUCUAUGUUGGCAGCUGUUUGGCCUUAUGCCUUUUGUCUUGUCAAAUCAAAAAGGCACAGGUUUUUUGGAUGGACAGGAUUUUGUGAUGUGUCCAAAUUCGAAAAUAUUUGUUUCUAUUGUGAUUUUGUAUUUCACAGUAAUAAUGUGAGUCUAACAUAUAUACUGGUUUAAUAUCAAAAUCAAUAAGUUAUUAGAAAAUGGUGAAUCUACACAUCCAAAGUAGUGUCUCUAAGAGAAAGUGUCUCCAGUAAAUAACGGGUCGAUAGAAAUAUGUCUGUCACUGAUUUGUCUGUAGGAUGUCGAUUUGCAGAUUAUUUUGCUAUAUGUGGACUUGACUUUGACUCAGGGUUAGAACCUGAUCGCCUUUGUGGUGAUAACUUACACGUUUCACCUCUCGAUCGCUCAUAUAAAGGAAAGAUAUUAGCUCAUUACCCAGACAAUAUUCAAAGCAACCCCUUUGAUGAACAUGCAGUGUGCAUGCUAUGUCUUCCAGCUGGUCUGCAGUUUAGGACACAGAAACAUUCCUUAGAGCCUAAGUUUCAUAGUUUUGUUGUUACAAGACAAAAUGCAUCAAGAUACUAUGGAUUUAGUCUUAUAUUUUAUGAGGAAGUGCGAAAUAGAAAUAUAUGCAGUGCCAUGCAUACAUUGCAGGCAAUGUAUAUCACAGAACUAUCAAGUGGGCAAACACCCCCAGGCUACAGGAAGGGAACUGGCAAAGAGAGCUCAAGAUCCCUACCAAGAUCUUUUAAACUUGCACCUCACAGUGGGGCAGCACUAACAUACUAUGAUAUAGCCAAAGACAAACUAUAUGUAGCCAAAAGUAUAGCCCUUAUAUGCCAGUAUCCUUAUGUAAGAGUUGCACAAUUGUUUUUAGAAAAUUUGUUUAGGUCCUUACCUCGCCAGCCUGGACCAGGUUUGAGUCCAGAGUCCUAUGUGUAUAAUUUACUUUAUGAAGUACCAGUCCCCCUGGCCGGUCAAGCAUUACGUCUAUAUGUACCACCUUCAGAACCUCAUCUCGAUCCCAUACCUGUUGUGAUCAGAAUGCCAAACCCACCUGAAGAGCUGCCAUUACUGGACUAUCCCUUACGUGUGAUGUUCCAAGUUCUAGGCGUCGAGUGUGUCGUGCAACUGUUUACAUGCGUGCUUCUCGAACAUCAAGUUUUACUAAGAUCAAGUGAUUACAACAAGCUUAUGCUGGUGGCUGAAUGCAUAGUAGCCCUUUUACUUCCGUUUACAUGGGCGCAUGUCUAUGUGCCUAUAUUGCCGGCACCCCUCUAUCACUUUCUUGACGCUCCGGUGCCAUUCGUCAUGGGUCUUCACGCUGACAGCGCCUUGACCGCUAACGGUCCUAGGAACAUCGCGCUUGGCUCUGAAGCGGCACUUUGCCUCGUGGAUAUAGACAAACCAGAAAUACAGUUGCCUGAAGAAUUGCCAAUUUACCCUCAUCGGACCCCGUUCAUAGAAGAACUAAAUCAUAUUUUGGAUAAACAUCAGAUCCAACGACCACAAACGGAACCAACGAAACUGGGCGUGCCAUUAAACGGAACGUCAUAUAAGAAUAUGAACGAUAGCAUGAGCAGUAGCUGUACAUUACCUUCCGGUGGCUUACGCCGCAAGCACUCUUUCCACGACGUCCUCGACUGGGAUGAGAGUAGACCGCUGAACUCGUCGCCGCCGCCCUCGCCGACGCGCCGUCCGCCCCUCAGGCUGGACGCGUUGCAGCGCAUCGUGGACAUCGUCACACGGACAGGUGUGAACAUAGAUGACGUGGAUGCGGACACCGUGAUGCCAACUAUGAAAAAACAGAUCCUCAACGACGAGGAACAAUACAACGAAGACAUACGGUUCAAUAUCGUAGUGCGAGAGACAUUCCUGAACCGAUUUGUGCACAUGUUCUUGAUGUAUGAAAACUUCGUCAUCAUGCCUGAUCAGGAUCGUGACUCGUGGUUGUCAUCGCGAGAGUCCAUGGUGAACUUCGAUAAGGCUUCGUUCUUGUCCGACCAACCGCAGCGGCACAGGCCGUUCCUAUCGCGAUUCCUCGAAACCCAGAUGUUCGCAACACUCAUUGACAACAAGAUAAUGGCCAACUGGGGCGAGUACGAUGCCAACCUACAAGUGUUCGAACAUCGCAUACAAGCUCUCAGGACGAACAGUUUAAAACGCAUUAAAAAUGCAAAGUGGCAAGUGAAAGACUGUCCACCCGAAUUACUUCUGGGAGAUAUUAGCAGAAAGUUAUCGACAGAGGUCACACCAGCAGCCAUCGCCCAAAACAAUAGAACUUUUGUCGAAAAAUUGCUAAAGGAAUGUAAAAGCAAAACGAAACGAAUGCUAGUCGAAAAAAUGGGCACGGAAGAAAGUGACUUAGGCUUAGGGUGUGAAGUGUCGAUAACUGGAGUCGAGGAGAGCACGAUGAUUGCUUCGCUCUGUGAUUUGUUAGAAAGAUUAUGGUCCCACGGAGUGCAGCACAAAAUGGGCAAGUCGGCUCUAUGGAUGCACCUGACUAAUUACCAGGAGUUGGAGCAGUGCAGCAACUCCACUAAACCCAUUGACCCCAACUAUUUGACACCAGAUUUAUCAUCUGUGGGCGCCGAAGUAGAAGUACAACAAAGCUCUAGCAAUAGCAGUAGGUCCCGCGAUAGUUCCCGAGGUGGGUCCCGGGAUAGCUCUCGAGAUCGGCUCAGUAACUCGGGGACUUUAGAACGCAAGUCGUCGCAGCCACCGAACCCGAUGAGACCACUACCUCAGAGCCUUACGUUUGAUAUGAGAAACGUACAAGCGAUGACAGAUAUAAAGACAGAAAUAGGUUACGCUCGCGCCUGGGUCCGUUUGUCCCUCGAGAAAAAGCUUCUAUCGAAACACCUCAGAGAGCUACUCGCUGACACCACACUGCUGCGUUCACAAUACAAACGCACGGCUUUCCUGCGCUGCGAAGAAGAGCGGGAACAGUUCCUUUACCAUUUGCUAACCCUAAACGCAGUUGACUAUUACUGCUUCACUAACACGUAUCCCACCACAAAACUACCCUAUCGAGUGCUCAUUGUGCCAUCGCGAAAAGCUAGCCAAACAACGGCCAACUGUUGGAUAUCUAUAUCGGGGACAAACAGAGAAUCCACACCCAAAAUACCCAUUCCGCGUAACACAAAUGAAUUUGUUUUUCAUCAUAAAAACUUGGGCAUUCUAUCGACGUUGCGAAUCGGUCACGAUAACACUGGAUUGUCGCCUCGGUGGUUGUUGGAUCAAGUUUAUGUUAGGAAUGAAGUUACCGGACACACAUACACAUUCCCCUGCAAUCGCUGGCUGGGCACGGGCGUAGACGACGGUUCGACUGAACGCUUAUUACUGGCGGCGCGCGCCCGCAGCGAACGAACGCCGCGCACUCCCGCCCCGCCGCCGCCCGCCACCCUACCGCCCACGCCCACAACUACCCAUCUCUCCACCUCCACCAUACAACACAUGAUCGGUGAUUGCGUGAACGCCAUUGUGAAAUGGCAUUAUCAAUCGAAAAGGGAAAAGGACGCUAACUCGCUUAGCGUACUCUUAUGUGGUGAGAACGGGCUAGUGAAGUGCCUGGAGCAAGCUUUCUUAUGCGGCUUUAAGUCUGCUCGUCUGUUCGGGAAGAAUCUCUUCAUUUGGGAUUAUUUUGCGCGUGUCAAGGAUGAAUUUAAAUUAAGUCUGUGUGACGAAUCUAACGGGCAAAACAACAAAAGCUGCGGUGUAGCAUACAACUGCCGGCAGGACCAAGAGCACCGCUCCAUAUGGCGAUGCUACUGCCAUCUGAUGGACGAGAUCAGCACCGUGGGUCGAACGCUCGGCAAGGACGGCAAAUUUCAACUUUUCAUCUGUCUCAGUUUACGUGAACAUUGGCUACAUAGAAUGUUGGUUCCAAUGUCUAUGACGCGAGUUACCACAGAAAUGUAUGAGGAGCAGAGUUUCCUGCGUAAGCGCGGUCUUCUUACAUUCCUUCGACAAAUACUUGAACCAUUGGACGAGUUCGAUAUUGUUCUGGAAAAUUCACUGACUCAAGGCAUUUAAAUGUUCUUCCUGUAUCACAUCCUUAUCGGGUCAAUACAAAAGCAAAGCAACAGCUGGAUGAAGCAGAAGAAUAAAAAAUAACACCGAAAUAUUUGGUUGUCGAUAAUUAAUCAAAUAGUUAAUGUUCCAAGAAUCUCAACCUACUGUGAAUUUCGGCAUUAAAUAAAUAAAUAAAUAGAAGUAUAAUGUAUGUGUGUGAAACCAACCAAAUAAAAGAUUUUAUUUAGCAUAUUUACUAUUAUAUAAAUUACAUAAUACGGUUCUGUAGCUUAAUUUGAUGGUUUAACCAGUCUUAGGUGAAGUUUGCCAGAUAGUUUCCAUCCUGUAAAAAAAAUAUUUAGAUUUUAAGGUUACUUUAAAUAAUACUCCUUAUUUACAGGGGAAAAAAAUAAACGUGGUGUGAAAAUAACAUACAGUUAUUUCCGUAAAUUAUUGUUUGAUGACAGUUUUGAUUGGAUUGUUUACUACACUGUUCUUUUUUGAUAUACAUAGUUUAGAUAAGUAAGUACCUACCUACCUAUAAGUAAAAUAUGACAUUUAAGUAUUGACCGACUAUCAUGAUGUAUCUUUGACAGUAGUCCAGUCGUAUACAGCAGUAAUCUAAAAACCCAGUGAAAGAAUAGAAAUUAAGUAUCAAUUGAAUGUUGUAAAAAUAUACCAAACACACUUAUGAAUUAUUGAUAUUAGCUAUCAGGGUCUGAUUUUUUGUACCUUUGUUAUUUUUAAGUUAGUAAUGUGAUUGUUAUCAUACAUACUUGUUUCUUGCCAGUUGAAACCCAAAGAUUAUUUUUUGACGUUGCCAGUGGCAUGUUUAUAUGUUUUUUUUUAACUUAUAGUGAUAUGUUUUAAUUGAAUCACCGAUUUAUAAGUAUGUAAGUACAUAUACUCGGUGUAUACGGUGAUAUUUUUAUUUACCUAUGUUAUAAAUAAUAAUAAUAAUAUCCCACCAUGAUAAAAGGACAUUAUAAUAUCUCCACUAUACUUACAUAAUGAUGUCGAUUUUGUCAUGAUUCUCUAAACCUAAACUUAAAUUUGCCAACCGUGUAUUCUUGUUAUUCUCCUUAAAGAAUGAAAAGGAGAGACCGAUGUCAAAUUUCGUUUUAAGUUUAGAGAAUCAUGCCAGAAUCGACAUCACUAUGUUAUUAUUUUCAUUACUUGUUACUUAUGGUUUUUUAUGUUGUUAUUGCAACAAUGUUUUUUUUUUCAACAUGCUAUGUUAAUUCUCUUAAAAUUAUUAGAAUACAAUAAUGACAUUACAUUAGCUAAAUACCAACUGACACGUAUAUCUCAACAAAUUAAAGUUAUCUAUAAUUAUACAUGUAUAAUUAUUUUAAUUAAAAUGACUAGGUAUUUCAUGCUUAAAAAAACGUUUGAUGCUCUAUGGCACUUGAAAUGUAAAAUUGAUCAUUUUGUAUAAUUUAUUGAAUGUGAAUGUUGCAAACAAAUAUGUUUUUAAUACUUUAAUGUUGAAAGUGGAAUUGAAGAUGAUUUUUCGAUUGUCCAUCAUUCAAAUAUUAUUCUCAUAAUUAACUCCAGUAGAAUUAAGAUUAUGAUGAUACGCAAUUUUGUCCUGCCGGCACUUCACCUGGCUAGCUAUUCGUGUUUGCUAUCUAUCUGUCCUUUUCAUUUCUAAAUAUCAUAGCCUAUUAACACGACUCUGCUCCAACACCGCUCUCACUCAAAACCCUAAACUACGCGACUACUCUUAGUCCACUCGGCGACAGACAACAGACACCCAGCUGUCCACGUGUCGAACGCUAAUUGUCAGCGAAUUGCUUAGUAGAUAUUGCGAGAAUGACCUACUUAGCGAAUUGCUUAGUAGAUAUUGCGAGAAUGACGCGUGGACGCUGCGCAGACCGCUUGCUUUCAACGCGUGUAGGGUUAACAUUUAGGAAUUUCAAAGACGUUUCGAAAAAAGUCCGGACUUUUAGUCACAAAAUGGUACCAUUACUCACUUAGUUACAAUGGUAUUUAAAUCAAUAUGCACAUUUUAUAAUUAAUAUACAAUGUAAUUUAAAAAUCCGGACUAAUCCGGACGGAUGGUAACCCUAAAACGCGUGGUAAGCGAGGCGUCAACUACCGAGCUAUCUGAAGGCGGUAGGCUCACUGAGAGCGAGCUGUUUGCUAAUUUAUGUUGCCAAUGUAAAGUAUAUCUAAAGACCAAUAUUUAAAGCCCAUAUUUGUAUGUUAUUUAUAUUUAUUUUAUAUUAUAUUCUUUAAGUCGGGUGGGAGCGGAGUCCUGAAAGUGGGUUAAGACCUUUGUAGAGCAUAAUAAGGACAUACUGUUGUCUAGUUUAAAAAUAGCAAACACGAAUAGUCAAGUGAUGUACCGGCAUAAGUCAAUAACAGUGUUGUUGCGUAUCGCUCUCUGUCGAUAUAAAAUAGGUUCCACUCGACAUAGAUUCAACAUUUUACUCGUAUCUAGAAAAUGUAAAAGAACUCGAUCUCACCACAGCCAAAAUUUAAAAUAGAUAUUUUUCCAUAUAAGUAAUUUUUAUUAUUAUUUUUAUCGUUAUUAUACCUUCCUACUUAGUUCUCUGUGACUUCGUAACAAUACGAAUUUAGUAUUCUUGCUAAUAUUAUAGUAAGAACUAUUUGUUCUUUGGAAGGGAAAAUGUUCGUUCACAAUAAUUACUUAUUACCUAUAGGUCUCCGUAAGAAAAUGAAAAAAAAAUCUUUGUAAAUUUUACUUACCUACUUUUGUUUUUCAAAAAAAUACACAAACAUUUAUAGAUUCAGCUGUCUCAGUAAUACCAUGUUUGUUAUCAAGUUGUUAUUACCGUCCUAUUUGGGUAAAAAGUAGCGUUAUUUUAUUAUAGUUCACUGAUGUAAAUCCUAGAAAAAAUUGUCACACAUAUUAUGUGAAAACGUAGUAAUAACGUAUUAAGGUCACAUGAUUUUUUUUUGUGAACAAUUCUCCGUUGUGAAUGUUUUUCCAUGUCUUGUUGUUUAAUUUUACAAUUGAGUUGCAAAACGAAGACACAUAGACAUCUACUGUGUCCUUAAUUACUGUUUGCUAUGGUAGUCUUACUUAAUUAAUAAUAAACAAAGUGCCAAAACAUGCACAGAAAAUAACGCAAACAUGUGUUUAUUUGCAAUCUUUGUUAUUUUUUUUUUGUUCUCAUAACAUAUAAUAUUCAUAAUUUUUAUAACAAUAAAUAAAAGCAAAACGUUAUCUGAACAUGUAUAUUUUUUUAGAAAAUAUUGUAGCAGUCUCGGAGAAGGGAAGAUACUAAAUAGAAAAAUAUAGUUGAAAUCACUUUAAUAAUGAUAAUGCUAUUUUGAAAAAUCCUAUCUAUAAAACUUAUCACACACUUGUGUGAUGAAGCUUUGGUUGGCUUUUGUACUAAAAUUCACUAAAGUCGCGUUCGAACUUUGAAACUAAUUUAUAACGCAUUUAUUCCCAAAAUCACCCGAAGCUUCGUGGCGCAGGUGUGGGAGAAGCAUGAGUAAUAAUCUUAAAUUAGUGAUGUUGUGCGAAUCCGGAUGUUUGAUAUCCAAUUCGGAUUCAGGUUUUUUUUAAUGGCCGGUGCAUUUGAUUUUGUGCAUAAUAUCCUGCUGCUUCUGCGCCGCCGCUGCCGCCGCCUAACUACCCGUAGUUAUUUUUCUUCUCUUUUUAUCGGAUUUCAAAUUUCUUUAGACCGAUCAAUAAUAUUAAGGUCACACUCGGAGAAGACAAUCGAGAUAAUGGCAAGUUUUUAGAUUUUAUGCUGUUGAAGCUUGUUAGGCCCACCAUUUUAAAGUAAUUUUUCAAUACUGUUGUUUUUUAUAAGCAUUCUACGUUACAAACCGGAAACACCGCUUAGGUUGGUAAAUACAUCAUAUCUGCACACAGACUGCCAAAUUGCAGUUCAGAUGCAGAUUUAGGCUUAGAUUAAAACAAAAAGGGUAGAUACGGUACGCUCAUACUUGCAUCAAACAAAAACUGAUCCCACAGCAGCGCGAACGGGACGGCGAGAUCCGCGUCACUGCAUUACCGACCUGAGCGAAACAGCACGUUAAGUUUCAACGGCAGCCAGGCGCGGUCCGAAGGGGGGGGUCACAGGGGACAUGACCC
Molecule: messenger RNA, 8130 nt
Organism: Chilo suppressalis (striped riceborer)
Lineage: Eukaryota; Metazoa; Arthropoda; Insecta; Lepidoptera; Crambidae
Source: the annotation of a GenBank genome assembly